AUGGACCAACACUUCCUUAGUGACGCCCCUCGCCUUGGAAGUCAACCUGUGGGUAUCUGUUCUCAAGAUGCCAGCUUUCCGUCCCGUUCACACGAGUUCCAAAGAGAGACUGCGUUGCUCCUCAACACAAUUGAGAUGGCGGAUGAGCAAAGAGCAGAAAAAACCCGCGGAUACUUUCAGCUGAUGCAAGGUCUUCCGGAAAGUGCCUCUAAUGGUCACCGUGCUGCCCAGAUAGAAGAAACCAAGACGACUCCGCUGUUUUCCAAUCACGUUCAGAAGGUUCUGAGGAGUCGUAUCACGGGUGCCGGUGCACCCAAUGACGCUCCUUUCCCUCAGUAUGGCCUUCUAGGCAUACGUGAGCAGACCUACAAUUCCUAUUUGCCAGAUGCAACCGAGACUUUGUCACCUGAUGACAAUUUCAUCUUUGCCAACAUGAAUGCGCCCUGGUCCUCCUUUAUCUGCGGCUCACAAGGAGCUGGCAAGAGUCACUCGCUCUCUUGCCUGUUGGAGAACUCACUGUUGGCUUCAUCCCCAGCAGGAGAGAAUCCAAAUCCUCUUGCUGGACUCGUCUUUCACUAUGACAAGUUCACAAGUAGUGAGAGCACGCAGUUCUGCGAGGCGGCAUAUUUGUGCUCGUCGGGAAUUCCUGUGCGGGUUCUUGUCUCCCCGAGCAACAUCCAUGCGAUGCACAAGCUCUACAGAAACCUUCCCGGAAUGCCUAGAGAUGCUCCACGUCCGGAAGUCAUCCCACUCUUUUUCCAAGAAAACCAACUCAAUGUCACACGCUUGAUGACGUUGAUGGCUGUCGACGACAAGGUCAAGGUGCCACUGUACAUGGAAGUCCUUUUCAAGGUACUCCGUGAUAUGACAGCUGAAAAAAAGGGCGCUGGAGGCGUGGAUUACCUCGACUUUAAGGCCCGAUUGUCCAGAAAGGGAUUCAAUUCCGCACAAAACGGACCGCUCAGACUACGUCUAGAAGUGCUCGAGUCUUUCCUUGCACACAAAGACCAGCCUGCGGAAUCCGAAGCCCGCCUGAGGGACAUGUUCAAGUCUGCUCAAGGGAGCCUCACCAUCGUCGAUUUGAGUUGCCCUUUCGUUAGCGAGAACGAUGCUUGUGCGCUCUUCACGAUUUGCCUCUCAAUUUUCAUGGAGAACCGCGCUGACUGCGGUCGUGUCAUCGCGCUCGAUGAAGCUCACAAGUUCCUGACAAGGUCGGGAGAGGCUGAAAAGCUCACGGAUGAGUUGACAUCGAUUGUUCGUCAACAACGCCACCUCGCUUCACGCAUUAUUGUGUCGACACAGGAACCGACACUCGCGCCCCGACUCAUUGAUCUCUGCAACGUCUGCAUCGUUCACCGAUUCAGUUCACCUGCGUGGUUUGAAAUGCUACGAGACCAUCUUGCUGGUGCCAGCCGCCACAAGAGGUGCGACAAUGCAGAGUUGUUCGAGACGAUAGUUGGCUUAGAGACCGGAGAAGCGCUAAUAUUCUGUCCUGCGGCUUUGUUUGAUGUAUACAAUGGCAAUGUGCACAUGUUGAAAGACGCAUUCAUCAGAGCCCGCAUCAGAAACCGCGUGACCGCUGAUGGUGGAAAGAGCAUCUUAGCUUCUGACGAGAUGCAGACUGAUGAACGUACGGAGAUCCUGACCAAGGAACUAAUUCGACCGUUUGCGGAGCCGAUGCCGAUGGUAGCUUGGGGCAAACAGUCUGUCAACCAGCCAGCCAGGAAGUUAAGUAAAGCAGAACGUCGCGUGGUCAUGGCUGGACGCGUGACGAAGAGCCAAACUGGCCUGUCUCAGUCUAACAAUUUAAGAAAAGGUCUGACAUAUGCGCAAGCACAAGGCUGGCAGCAAGAGGGGUUACCAGUUCCAACAGCACCUGUUGGACACAACCCAGUGCAAGGACCGACUCGAGAUCCACCACUACAUUCUGUCCAGGGUACACUGGAGAGCCUAGGGCAAGGUCCACUGUCCGGUAGACCACUCCCUACUGAUCAUUUGAGUCCAGCACGGAUGCCAGUCGACAUAACCUCAGGUCCCACUUAUGCAACACAGCCUCAGAAUUUCUCCACCGAAAUCCCGCGUCGAUCAAAUUCGAAGAUGUACGGAGUGAAGCAGCGCGGUGUGCAGGUUUGCAUGAGAAGUUUUUUGCAGACACUAAAUGGAAGACCUGGUCUAGAAGAGUAA
This is a messenger RNA of Cladophialophora immunda, 2184 nucleotides long. RefSeq lists its product as uncharacterized. The record is from RefSeq and is a predicted model, not a curated record. The transcript has 3 exons. Lineage: Eukaryota; Fungi; Ascomycota; Eurotiomycetes; Chaetothyriales; Herpotrichiellaceae. Bases 1 to 2184 code for a protein of 727 amino acids.